Messenger RNA from Didymodactylos carnosus, 8575 nucleotides. The record is from the annotation of a GenBank genome assembly. Lineage: Eukaryota; Metazoa; Rotifera; Eurotatoria; Philodinida; Philodinidae.
AUAAAAAUAAAGUCUGAAGCUUUUACUGCAUAGAAGCUAUACCUAGGAUUAUCUUUGCUGCGAGUUUCAGCUCUUCAGCAGGUUUGAACAGUCAGCUAUAGUUAAAAUAUCAAAACUUCGAAUUUCCCUAGAUCGAUCGUAACUUGCAAAGGAAGCCGCAUGAAGAUGAACUCUUUUAGAAUUUCUGUUAGAUCCAUCAGUGAAAUAUCAGUCAAAUCAAGCUGGAUCACUUGGAAAUGUUUCCUCCUUAGUCAAAAGUUAGUCUACAAAUCUAGUGACUUGACGUAAAAAUCGUUUUUUAUUAGAUCUAAUGAGAUUAAUGGCUGGCCCAUAACAAACGGGUCAAAAUCUUUUCCUAUUUUUGAAGCACUUCGGAAUGCUCAAAAGAUCUGGUUCCAGUCUCAUACGAUAAAGACUUGAGUUCUCCACAGACCUGCUGUUUAAAUCUAUGAUGGCAUUUUCAGCAUCAGAGAUGAUUCAUCAAUGAUAAUUAUCCAUGAAAAAAUGGUUUAUGAGAAAAAAAUUCUGAUGUCUGCCUGUUAUUAGAAAAAUGCCAACAGGGGUGAAAACUGUUGGGCCGGCGUCCAUUGAAAAACAUGGGCCGGCAACCUAUCCGACCUUCCGAUUAACAUCAGGAUUGGUCUAAUAUCUGUUGUAUGUGAAUGAUGUAGUUGUGUGAAAUUCCUUGUGUGCAUUUGCGGAAAGAUGUGUGAGAACGAACUUCUUUUGAUUACCAACAAUAUUGACAUCGUAUGUCUAAUAGAGGAGCAUCGUUUGUUCAUCACUACUCGUGGUCCAUCACAGAUUACCAAUAUCACACCAUUUAGAACAGCACUUAGUUAGAAUCUACAGGGAAGGAUAUUUCUACAGAAAGCCUUUAUUGUGUCAUUCCUGACAACAAUACUAUUCAAACGCAUACUAACCGUCUUCUUUAAUUUAUAGUGUGAAACCUUUACUAUUAAUUUUACCAACAGCCAUUCUAAAGGCAAUUAUUGAAGCAAAUAAAAAUGUCGCUAAAGAAAAAGUAUGGAAUGAAGAAGAAUCUGUCGAAAAACUACUGACAGUUGUACAACAAUGUAAUAAAAAUGCACUCGACCAAAUUAUGUCUUAUCUUAUAACAGAAAAAUCUGUUGAUUCAACGACUAUACCAACCAAAAUCGGUGAUUCAAUAAGAAAAAAUAACAGCAUACGUUCGUCCUCAGGUCUAUUCAAGCCUCCAUCAUCGCUGAUCGAUCCGAGUGCAUCAUUUGCUAAACUAUACGAUCUUGAUCAACCACAUGAUUCUCUUCCAGAUUCAGUUUAUCGCAAACAGACGGUUGUUGAGAAGUUACGUCACUUGGGACUAAUCAAACAAUUUUUACCAAUGGCAUAUAUUGUGGAACGCGCACAUACUAUCGAAAACUUGAAUGAAAAUGAUUAUGAAAAAGCUGUUGAACGUAGCAAAUUGCUGCUGACAUGUAUAGCUCAAAUGCUACAAAAACCAAAGGCAAGUGAAGGUAUCGAAAACCUGUUACAUAUCAAGUUUAUACCAGUCAAACAAAAACCAGUAUUAUACAAAAUGGAAUGGUACGGAGCGAAUAAGAAUCGAUUUUGUGCACCUAUCGAUGGAAUAUACAGUGAUACUCAUGAAUAUGUUUGUGGCAGUGUUCAUUUCUUAUAUGAAAAUGAAUUAAUUAGUGGUAAAGUAUCUGAAAAACUUCAGUUAAAUAAUCAAAUACCCGUUGAAUCUCUAGCAAAACAAAUGCGUAUAUUAGAAACUGAGUGGUUAAAAAGAAAAAAUUCACUAUCAGCGAAUACUAAUCCUAUUACCGAAAUAAAUACUGUUGAUUUCAUUGAUCAGUUUACCGACAGAGUUGUCAGUAAUCUGUAUAAAAGGUUAGAAGAAAGAACAAUAGAUGAUAAUGUAUUACAGAAAGUUAGAGAAUUAAUGCCUCCAAAAUGGAUUUUUAUUGAUGGACAGUUUUAUAGUGUGGAUAAUGUUGCUAAAUGUGUUACACAUCCAUGUGCACCAUUCUAUGUUCAACUGCCACAAAUGUAUAAAUCGUAUAAAUUAUUCAAUAAAUUAGGAAUUAAAGAGUGCUUUACAAAUGAAUAUUUCAUUGUUUUCUUGAAAACACUCAAAGAAAGUUACAAUGAUCAGCCAUUAUCACAAACAGAUUUAGAAUGUGCAAUUAAAAUGACACUAGAAUUGUUUGCAGUUUUACACAGAAAAAAAGAAAGUUUCAAUAAAAGUCAAGAAGUUUAUUUACCGGAUACUAAUUGUAUAUUAAGAUCAAUCAAAGAUUUGUGCUUUAAAAUUGACAAUAUAAGUGAACAAAAUGUCAUUGAAGCAGAUAUGCUAACAUUACACAAAAGUAUACCAGUGAAUAUCGCACAAAUAUUAGGUGUAAGAAUGUUACAACAAAAACUAAUUGAAGAUUGUUCUAUUGGUAUUCCAUUUGGUCAACACGAAAAAUUAACAACAAGAAUACGGCAUUUACUUGAAUCAUAUCCACAAGAUAAAGAUAUUCUGAAAGAACUAUUGCAAAAUGCAGAUGACGCUGGUGCAACUACAGUCCAUUUUAUUUACGACCCACGUUACCAUUCAACAGAAAGAAUUUUUACACCAAAAGAGAAUGUGACAAAUAUAGGUGUAACUCAAAACUAUGCAGCAGUCCAAGGCCCGGCUUUGUUGUGUUACAAUGACAGUCAAUUUUCAGACGCUGAUUUCAAAGGCAUAGUAGACCUCGGUGAAGGCAGCAAAAACAAUAAUGUACACAAAAUUGGUCGAUAUGGUGUUGGAUUCAAUACCGUUUAUCAUGUAACAGAUGUUCCCACAUUUAUGUCAUCAGAUAAAUUUGUCAUCUUUGAUCCAUUACUAAAGUAUAUGCCAUGUGUUACUACAAACAAUCCAGGCCGUCAAUGUGACGCAAAACUUAUUGAGAGGUUUCCUGAUGUGUUCCAAACAUUUUUACCAGACAUCUUUGAUUUGAAAAAGGGAACUAUGUUCCGUCUACCAUUGCGGGCUAGUAUAUCCGAAAUAUCUGGAAAAGUCUAUAGUGAUCCAAGCAUAAUCAACCUUCUCGAUUCUUUAGUUGAUGAACUACCAAAAUGUGUGCUAUUUCUAAGGAACAUUCGUUCAGUUAAACUAUCUAAGCUCAAUAAAAAUGGUGAAAUUUGUAGUAUAGAAGAAGUUACUGUUUGUCCACAAGGUCCAGAUGACGAGGCUAGUAUUCACACCGUGUCUAAUAUAUUGUCCAAUAUCCAAAAUCGAUCAGCUUUGCUAGAAGGUAAUUGCCACUCAAUCCACACAUAUUCUGUUGAUAUAUCGUCGACAAAGUCUGGAAAACAAUCGUAUUUGAUUGCAAAUGGUAUAGGCUUCACAUCAGGCAUUCAGAAGUCAUUAUACAAAGAUUUUCUCGAGAAUUUCGACCAACUAAAGUGCCUUCCAGUUGGUGCAUGCGCUUAUUUACUAAAUGAUACAUCAGUUCCAUCAUCACCACAUUCGACUAAUUCAGAUGAUGAACAAAAGCGAAAAGAAUUAAACAAAGAGCAUUUCAUAUAUUGUUUUUUACCAUUACCAGUAUGUAUUGAUAUUCCUAUGCAUGUACAUGGUUAUUUUUGUUUAAGUAAUGAAAGUCGAUAUGAUUUGUGGAAAAGUGAUAUUGAAAAAGAUACCAAACGGUUAUGGAAUGAAGCACUUGCAGAAUAUUUAUUAAGUCAAUGUUAUGUUGAGGUUGUUUGUCUUACAGCUAAACAAGUGCAAAACCAGUCACUAUCGAUCGAACAUUAUUUGGCCUUGUUUGUGAAUGCGGGGACUAUCGAAAACAAUCUUAUUAAAUUACUAAUUGAGAAUGCAUAUGAAACAUUCUUCUCUCGUGCUCUAACCAUUAUUCCAACCCUCAAUAUUGCUUCCAAAGCUAGUUUCGCGUGGACUCAUGUAUCGAACCCCAAACUAUAUUUUAUAACUGCUUUCGAAUCAUAUGUUCGCAACUUAGUAACAGAUGAAGAUAAAUAUCCUGCGUAUAUUAACGACUGCCAUCAUUCAUUACUAUUGAUUGAUACGAAAAUUUGUCAAGAACGAAGACUCAUAGACCGAAUAAAACACGAUAAAAAAAGUAUGCGUGACUUAACUUCUGUCCACUUAUGCAAUGAACUACGUAUGUACAGCUCGCACAAUACAAAUGUAUCAUCAAUUGAUGAUACAGUUUUCACACACAAGUCAUUAUAUAUAUUUCUAUCAUUUGUAUUGCUUGAUGAGAAAGUAAGAAGGGGGCAGUUAAAUGGUUGCCCUCUAUUAUUGAGAGCUGACAACAAAGUAUCCUGUUUCGACAAGAAUAAUACUUUAUACGGAUUUCAGCAUGUGAGCACUUUUCAAACUUACCUUGAUCGAUUUAUGCAUCCAACAUUGUUAAAUCUUUUUAAAACUGAGGAACUUCAGAAAUGUUGGCUAAGAGAGCUAAAAAUUAAUGAUCUUGCUGAUAUGUUACCAAAAGUCUUGGACAAAGAUAAAUUUUGUAAGAACGGUCAUGAACUUUUUACGGAAUGUGAGGUGGACGUAGAUGUUAAAAUAAAAGAUAUACUGAAUAUAUGGUUAAUAUUAGAAAACAACUUAAGAUCAGUAUUACCAGUUAAAGGUAAUUCCGAAAGCGAUAGAAAUGAUGUAAAACGUGUCUUAUUAAAAGAACUUGAACCAAUUAAGUAUUGGUGUUUAAUACCGAUUCAGAGUCAUAACGGCGAAUCAUCUAAACACAAAAAAGUACAUUUUGCACCAUUUACAGUCGUGGACAUGAUAUUCUAUGAAGACUAUGGCAGCCGAGUGGAACUCUAUUAUUUAUCAAAAGCAAAAGUUCAAGUGUUGAAUACGACCUUUUUUUACUAUGAAGAUGAUCUGAAUCAGGAUGUAAUCAAUAUUUUGAAGUAUUUGGUACAGGACAUUGGUGAACCAACACAAGUGCUUGAUGUUUUAUCAGCAUUAUCUGAUCGUACGCCUGAUUUCUACAAAAAACUCGAUGAUGAGGCAUAUGGAAAUAUUCUUAUUUAUUGUAACUCCAUUCUUACGUCAUGUAGGGCCCACCAAAACCCUGAAUUUUAUGCACUGAAAAUCGAAAAACUUCCCAUAUUUAUGAAUAUUUAUGGACAUUAUGAAAGACUCUCGGACAAAAAGCGAAUAUAUGUAUCCUCCCAGAUGCCGUUGAACCAUCUUAAUGAAGUUAGUCGACGUCUCGAUAUGCAGUUUUUGAAACAUCGUGGUGAUGUUCAGUUCUCAAUACAAAAGUAUCUCAAGAUAAAAUUCAUGGACGUUUAUGCGUUAUAUGGUACCAUAUUGGACUGCUUAACCAGUGCUGAGUUGAUGGACCGUGUUGAACAUAUGAAGUAUUUACGAACUAAGUAUGAACCAUUUGAUUGUAAAGACAAUACACUUAAACUAAAACUACAAUCUUUCAAGUUUAUAAAGGACACUGAUGAAAAUAUUCGAUCUGCGUCAUAUUUCUACGAUCAUAAUAACGAAGUAUUUCAACUUGCUCUUCCCAGCUCACGUUUCCUUGUAGGAGAAUUUAGAAAAAAAGAAUGGCUACAAUUUUUGUCAUACAUCGGUUUACAAACUGAAGUCAAUCAAGCAAACGCAUUAUUCGUUAUGAAAGAACUAAGCAAGAAGAACAUGCUUGACGAAAAUGGUGUACAAGCAGCAUUCAGCAUUAUGAAAGGAACCCAACAAUAUUCAGAUCAGUUUUUCGAACAAGCAAGUCUUAUCGAAUUCAUCCCUAACGCUGUAAAUGAUGAAUUAAUGCAGAUCGUACAAGCAUCUCCACGUCUGAUAGCUACAAAAAAUGCAUGUACACAUAAAAAGGCAAGUUUAUGUUGGACUGAAGUUGGUAUUCUACCUGAAAAACUAGCGUCGUUAGAUGAGAAAAUUUUGAAACAAUGUAAAAUUUGUCAACAACCAGAAUUAGAAACAAUAAUACAAUGUAUAGAAAAAGUUUCUCAACGGUUUACAAAUGAUAAUGAUAUCUCAGAAGAGAAUUAUUUGAUUUUAUUAAAAUUAUGCCAAGAAUGGUGUCGCGCACUAGUUGAACUUGGGAAGGAAAAUAAAGAAAAACUACGAAAUACGAGAUUCAUACCAAUGAAAAGAAUAAAUGUAAAUAAUACGCUCAACGUUAGAUUAGUUGCACCGGAUGAUAUUUUUAUACGAACUACAGAAUGGCAUGAUACCAUAUGGCCAUAUUUCUUCGCUAUUGAUGUGAACGAUAAAGAUUAUAAACAAGGUAUUAUAGCAUUUUUACUUGCACUUCCUGUCGAAAAUAAACCUUCAUGCAGUCAUUGUAUCCGUGCAUUAAAGAAUUUAUACGAAAAAAGCCCACAGAAAAUUUUGGAUCCAAAUGAUCGUGUUACAGUUGUAAAAGCAAUUUUAUAUUAUAUGAGAUCAGAAAUGGAUGACGAUCGUCCAGAAUGCGAGAAAGCAAUAACAUAUCAAGAUGUUUAUUUGCCGAAUCUUUGUUUUAUUCUUACAUCAAGUCAACAACUGCACUAUAUUGAUCAACCAAAAUACAAAAACUUAAUCAGUAAAUCUGAACAAAUAAAACAGUUAUGUUUUUGUCACAUAUUAUUUGGUAAUUAUUUAGAAGAAACUGCAUCAUCGAAUAAUAAUGCACGAUUGGAAAAUAAAAUCCGACAGUUGGAAAGUGACUGCAAAGGAAACAGAAUUAAACGGUAUUUUCCACAUUUAACACCCAUAUCAGACAUAUUAGAUGAACGAGUUAAUGAAGAUUGUGUUACAGACGAUUCAAUAGAGGUAUCAUCAUUGGCUGAAACAAUUCAUACAAGUGAAUUUUAUCGCGCCAUCAGUCGUAUCGUACAACAUUUUUUCCCGUCAAAAUCAACGGAAGAAAAUAUAGGAAAAUUAAUCCAAUUUCUUCAUGAACUAGAAAUAUAUAUCACAAAAGAGCCAAUUAAGGCAUCAAUAUUUAAUAAAAAAACAAAUCAAAUGAUUGAUAAUAGCCAAAUUGAACUUUUAAAACAUUUGAAAAAGAUAUAUGAUGAUGGAUAUACGAGUUAUAUUUUAUAUAUUUAUGACAUUUCGAAAAAAAACGAUACUACACGUUUUUGCGAUGAAGUAACCGAAACAAUUCAACAACAAUGUUAUACUACUUUCUGCGAGAAUGUGACGAGCACAAAAGAAUCACAUAGAUUAUUUAAAGUUAUUCGUGAUAUAAUACGUGGUGAUGUACAAGACUAUGAAAAACUAUUAAAUGAUCAUAAUAUUCAAGAAGGCGAAGAAACUGUAUUUGAUAAUUUAACCUUUGUACCAAAAUUAGGUUCAUUAGUUGAAUUAGCAGAUUUACAAUAUCUUGUACCCGGAAUUCAGUCUUGUGCGCCACGAGAUUAUAUUGCUCGAGAAGUUCACACGAGUGACGAUGCAGAUGAAAUUGUUGAAGAUUUGGAUAACAUUAUGGAAAUAACCGAGUAUCCACCAGAAUAUCGUCAUGCACGAAUUACGAAGUUGAUUGAAGAUCAUGAAAAUGAUUUUGAAAAAAAAUAUGAAGUUGAAAUUGAACCACGAAAAUAUGAAAUAAUCAGUGCGGUUUAUUUGUAUCGAUUCAAUAAGCCAUCAUUGAAUGAAAUACCGAUGAGAAAUAAUGAUGAUAUUGUGAAUAAUAAACAGAUCAUGCUAACAAAUAUGCCAACAACAGAAGAAGAUGAAGCACACAGAUUUGCAUGUUCAGAAGCAUUAAAAGAACAAAUUGAUAAAGAUGUACAAAAGAUUAAGCCAUUAGCAGGAAAAGAACGACGAACAGCUAUUAGGCGCUUAAUGUUGGAAUAUCAUCCAGAUAAACACAUGAAGCAGAUACCAUUAUAUGUUGUUGCAUUUCAAUAUUUGCAGCAAUGUCUUGCUCGUUUAUUUAAUCUAGGCGAUGCAUCAACUGAUCAGACUCAGGGAAACGAUGAAAGAAAUUUUCAUUUCACAAAUUCUUCCCGUUCCGGAUAUACCUAUGAGGGUAGAAAGACGAAUUUUUCUUAUUAUUUUGGUUCAGCAACACAAUCUCACAGACGUGAACGAAGAAAGAAUCCGCAACCAUCUACUGCACUAAAAUGGUUACUGCAAGCCCGAUAUAACCUGAAAGAGCUACUUGAAUAUCGAAAACGUGAUAUUUAUUUAUGGUGCUGUAUUAAAUCCUACUAUGUGGCACUGGAUGUUAUUCAUUGUGUUAUGAUAGCUGAUGACUGGAAUAGUGUGCGACAAACUUCUACACUAUCUGGCUUAAAUGCUAAUUGUGAGAAUAACUCUGUAAAAACUCUGUCUGAUGCAAAUAGAGCUUGUCAACUGGCAGAAGAACUUUGCAAAAAAGCUGAGAAAGCAUUCAUACCUAAUCAACUAUCAACAGUUAUGCUAACUGAAGUGGCAUAUUUACCACCGCAGUCGACAAAAUUAAUCCAUAAAAUACAACAGCUAUGUGGAGUAAUAUUUACAACUGGUAAUACAUUAUAUUCUUGGAACUCAUUACAAACAGAAUUAUGCACAUUAAUUAUAUUUCAAUUAUUUGAUUAUUCUCGCUUAUCACCAUCAAUUAAUGUACAAAAAGAAUUUAAAAGAUAG